AUGGGCGUGCUCAUAGCUGCCUCCCCUGCAGAGGCGCCCAAGGAGACUCCUGAAGGGCAGGUGGUGGUGGCUGCAGAACCGAGUGUGGCUGUGGGAGGGCCCUUCCCGUGCUGGUCUCCUAUUCCCGAGGCCACUUUAAGAGAUAUCACAUGUACUGCCUCAGCUGCUUCAUGUCUCUUGGAGAUCCUCACCUCUGCCACUGGGAAUCCCCCGGCCGCCUCCCCGCACCCCCGGCCCUGGGUCCCGCCGUGUCCCUGGGCAGCCCCCGGGUACCUCCCGGAGCCCCCGGCCCUGGGUCCCGCCGUGUCCCUGGGCAGCCCCCGGCCGCCUCCCGGAUCCCCCGGCCCUGGGUCCCGCCGUGUCCCUGGGCAGCCCCCGGCCGCCUCCCCGCACCCCCGGCCCUGGGUCCCGCCGUGUCCCUGGGCAGCCCCCGGGUACCUCCCGGAUCCCCCGGCCCUGGGUCCCGCCGUGUCCCUGGGCAGCCCCCGGCCGCCUCCGGGAGCCCCCCGGCCCUGGGUCCCGCCGUGUCCCUGGGCAGCCCCCGGCCGCCUCCCGGAUCCCCCGGCCCCGGGUCCCGCCGUGUCCCUGGGCAGCCCCCGGCCGCCUCCCGGAUCCCCCGGCCCCGGGUCCCGCCGUGUCCCUGGGCAGCCCCCGGCCGCCUCCCGGAUCCCCCGGCCCCGGGUCCCUGGGCAGCUCCCUCUGCCGGCAGAGCGCACGCUGCAGCCCCGGGGGAGGCCGCCGAGCGCUCGCCUGCACACACACCCCCGUCACACCCCUCGCCCCCCUCACACCCCCGCCGCCGCGCCGCUGGGUGGUAGACGCCGCCGAGGAGCCUGA
Molecule: messenger RNA, 837 nt
Organism: Colius striatus (speckled mousebird)
Lineage: Eukaryota; Metazoa; Chordata; Aves; Coliiformes; Coliidae
Product: basic proline-rich protein-like
Exons: 3
Coding region: 1-837 (278 amino acids)
Source: RefSeq, a predicted model, not a curated record